AUGUCGUCAGCGCCCCCUCCGGCGGUGCAGAAGAACAAAUCCAAGGAAUUUUACGAUUUGGUUCGACGUAUAGGGGAGUGUAAGAGCAAGACAGAUGAAGACGUCAUCAUGCAGCGCGAGUCGAUGUACCUUCGAGCGCUGCUACAGCAGCCCAAGAUUGAUAAAAUGAAGAUCAAGGAAGUCAUGCUGCGGUUGAUGUAUCUGGAAAUGCUCGGUCACGACGCGUCGUUCGGACACAUACACGCGGUGAAAGCGUGCGUGGAGAGCGACAUCGCGAUAAAACGAGCGGGGUACCUGGCGACGACGUCGUUUUUAAACGAAGAUCACGAUUUGAUCAUUUUAAUCGUGAACACGGUGCAGCAAGAUUUAAAGAGCGAUGAUUAUUUGGUCGUGUGCGCGGCGUUGACGGCCAUCAUGCGGUUGGUGAACGAGGAUACGGUGCCGGCGGUGUUGCCGCAAGUUACAUCAUUGCUCAUGCAUCCCGUGGCCCACGUGCGGAAGAAGGCGGUGAUGGCACUCAUGCGAUUUUAUCAAAAGAGUCCGCAGAGUGUGAGUCAUUUACACGGCAAGUUUCGAGAGAUGAUUUGCGAUAAGGAUCCAAGCGUCAUGUCCGCGGCUGUGUGUGCUUUACACGAACUGGUGGCGCACGAUCCCGAACCACACAAGAAUUUGUCGUCGAGCUUCGUGAGCGUGCUCAAGCAAGUCAUCGAUCGAAGAUUACCAAAGUCGUACGAAUACCACAGGACGCCGGCUCCGUUUGUGCAAAUCAAGUUAUUGAAGAUAUUAGCAAUCUUAGGCGCUCAUGACAAGACCACGAGCAGCGAGAUGUAUAAUGUUUUGGAAGACACGCUCGCGCGGGCGACAGACUCUAAGAACCAAAUAGGUAACGCUCUGGUGUACGAAUCGGUGAGGACAAUCACAAGCAUCUAUCCAAACCCGCAAUUGUUGGCGCAGUGCGCGAUGGUGAUAUCUCGGUUCAUCAAGAGCUCAAACAACAAUUUGAAAUAUGCUGGCUUGAAUACACUGGCAUGUAUAGUAAACGUCAAUCCGCAGUACGCGGCAGAGCAUCAGAUGGCGGUCGUGGACUGCUUGGAAGACUCCGACGAGACGUUGCGCAAAAAGACGCUCGACUUGCUCUACAAGAUGACAAAACCAAACAACGUGGAGGUGAUCGUCGAGCGUAUGUUGGCCUUUUUGAAACGGGACGGCGACAAAUAUAGCGAUCAGUACGUGCGAGAGGAGACGGCUUCACGUGUCGCAGAACUCGCGGAGAGAUAUGCCCCCGACGCAAAGUGGUACGUGGAAGUCAUGACGGAACUCUUUGAGACGGCGGGCGACGUGGUAAAGCCAUCCAUCGGUCAGGGUUUAAUGCGUCUAUUAGCUGAAGGCACGGGAGAUGAUGCUAUCGAUGAUCUUUCGCGCAAAUCUGCCGUUAAUGCGUACGUGAAUUUGCUUCACAAGCCAAAACUUCCUCUCGUCUUGUUGAAGACGAUGGUUUGGGUCCUCGGCGAGCUCGGGGAACUGAGCGGUCGGAACGCCGAGACGCUGAUGGACAUGCUCGUUGAAGUCACGGAGAAGCAAAUUCAUGGCCCCGCAGUUGAGACUUUAGUUUUGAGCGCCAUAGCGAAGAUAGCACGUCGCGCCAGUGGUGGGUUGAGCCCAAACGCGCGCGCAUUCGUCGAGCAAAACGCGAAGAGCAAAUUCGUAGAGAAGCAGCAACGUGCGCUCGAAGUCGAUGUGCUCGUGGGUGAGGAGACGCAGAUACUUUCGGGUGUCAUCGCACCUUCCGCAGUAGAUGUCAACGUGGAUGCAUCGCUGAGUAUGCUGAAUCAAUACGUCUCAAAUGCGCUCGCAAACGGUGCAAAGCCGUACCAGGAAAAGGCGCAACGA
This is a messenger RNA of Ostreococcus lucimarinus CCE9901, 1890 nucleotides long. RefSeq lists its product with no specific name. The transcript is spliced from 2 exons. Gene Ontology annotation, cellular component: membrane coat; AP-4 adaptor complex. Lineage: Eukaryota; Viridiplantae; Chlorophyta; Mamiellophyceae; Mamiellales; Bathycoccaceae. Gene Ontology annotation, biological process: receptor-mediated endocytosis; intracellular protein transport. Gene Ontology annotation, molecular function: cargo adaptor activity. The annotation marks the transcript as partial. The record is from RefSeq and is a predicted model, not a curated record.